This is a messenger RNA of Rhincodon typus (whale shark), 412 nucleotides long. RefSeq names its product pulmonary surfactant-associated protein D-like. The annotation marks the transcript as partial. The record is from RefSeq and is a predicted model, not a curated record. NCBI's taxonomy places the organism in Eukaryota, Metazoa, Chordata, Chondrichthyes, Orectolobiformes, Rhincodontidae. The transcript is spliced from 8 exons.
GGUCCAAAUGGAAUUUCUGGUCUUGAUGGAAUAGAGGGAUAUCCUGGAGGGAAAGGACAUUCUGGUCAACAUGGAAAUCCAGGAAUCAAAGGCAUCAGGGGACAAGCAGGACCUCGGGGGACACCGGGCACAGAUGGUGCAAGUAGAUUUGGUUCUCCAGGAAUAAAAGGAAGAAAGGGACAGCCAGGAGACAUCGGAAACUCUGGAUCUCAGGGAGAAGUUGGGAAACCUGGUCAACCGGGCAAAGAAGGAUCCAAAGGAGCUAGAGGGUCAAGGGGUAAUGCUGGAUCUCCUGGUCAGCCUGGGAUUCCAGGUAAUGAUGGACCUCCUGGACCUCCUGGCCAGAAAGGACCAGAUGGCAUUACAUCUAUGAAGCCAUGUGAAUUAAUAUCGUAUGUUCGAAAGAAUUGUG